This is a messenger RNA of Cicer arietinum (chickpea), 3608 nucleotides long. NCBI's taxonomy places the organism in Eukaryota, Viridiplantae, Streptophyta, Magnoliopsida, Fabales, Fabaceae. The record is from RefSeq and is a predicted model, not a curated record.
AGUUACUACUUACUUACUCUUGUUGUCUCUUCUCACAAUCCAAACCAUCACACACAUAUUUAUAAGAAGAAACUGCAAUGAACUUCUUCUUCUACUAAAACAACAACUCUUAAUUUUCAUCAGUUAUUAUUUUAUCAAUAAAUCAUAUUAUUAAGCAUACAUAAACACAUUUCAUCUCUUAAUCUAAACACUACUAAUCUCGCGUUAAGAUCAUCUCAAAAUGUUCGUGAAGAAGCUCGUUGAGAAAGCUUCCAUAUACAACAAGCCUGGUGGAAGUUCAUUUGAUGGAUUAAAAGCUAGUGAUGUAAAUCCACGAGUUGUAUUUCAUCAAGGUAUACCAUCAGGUGGUGCCAAGUUUGCCUAUGACACCAUUCAGAAGAUACUUGCUCUUUCUACAAAGGAUGGCCGGAUUAAACUAUAUGGAAAAGAUAAUUCCCAAGCCAUGCUUGAAUCUAGUGAGCCUCUUUCUAGCAAGUUCUUACAGUUCAUCCAGAACCAAGGCAUUCUUUUAAAUGUCACUUCCAAUAAUCUUGUUGAGGUUUGGGACAUAGAGAAGAAACUGUUGUCUGAUUUAUAUAUUUCUAAAGAAGAAAUCACUAGUUUUGCAGUCAUUCAACAUAGCCUCUAUGUGUAUAUUGGACAUUCUAAUGGUAAUAUAUCAGUUUUGAAGCUUGACCAAAAUCCAUGGCAUAUGGUUCAGAUGAAAUACACCAUACCUCUCUCUGCUUCCUACGGGAAUUCUGAAGUGUCUGAUGAUACUACUGUGAUGCAUAUACUGCCUCAACCAGCAGCUGAAAGUAAGAGGGUUCUCAUAAUCUUCCGAAAUGGCCAAAUAAUAUUAUGGGAUAUUCAUGAAAGCAGAACUACAUUCAGAACUGGUGGAAAUAUGUUGCAAUCAUCAUUACAUAAUGAAACAAAGAAAGUGACUUCUGCAUGUUGGACAUGUCCUUUUGGAAGCAAAGUAGCUGUUGGUUACAACAAUGGAGAACUCUUCAUUUGGAGCAUCCCUUCUCUAAAUAUAGGAAAUGGUUCUGCAUCUUCUGAUUAUAAUAGUCAAAACACUCCUUUGCUCAAACUUAACUUGGGAUACAAGUCAGAAAAAAUUUCCAUAGGAUCAAUAAAAUGGCUUUAUGCUGGAGGAAAGGCGAGUCGACUGUAUGUCAUGGGAGCUUCUGACUAUGCUAGUUCAAACUUGUUACAGCAGGUAGUGUUGUUGAAUGAGCAUACCGAAUCACGCACGAUUAAGUUGGGACUUCUUUUGUCUGAAUGUUGUGUUGACAUGGAGAUCAUAUCAACUUCAACUGAGCAAGGAAAAUAUAAACAAGAUUCUUUCGUUUUGCUUGGAAAGUCAGGCCAUGUUUAUCUAUAUGAUGAUACUUUGAUUGAAAGGUAUCUUCUACAAUGUCAAUCUAAGUCCACACCUUCACUUCCAAAGAAUGUGAUUGUGAAGUUACCACUGACAGAUUCAAGCAUCACAACAGCAAAAUUCAUCUCCAACAAUCCUAAUGUACUUUAUACUGAAGAUGAGUACUACAAGCAGUUGGUGAAAAAUCAUCCACUUUUUGUUCCUGCUGAGACAAAUCAAAGUUCUGCCAAAUUUUCUGGAUUUUCAAAAGUCCAAAACCUGUAUAUAACUGGACACAGCAAUGGAGCUGUAAACUUUUGGGAUGCUUCAUGCCCUCAUUUCACCCCAAUUUUGCAACUAAAACAACAGAGUGAAAAUGACUUUUCAUUAAGUGGUAUACCCUUGACAUCACUGUACUUUGAUAUCAACUCUCCACUUCUUGUUUCCGGUGACCAGAGUGGAAUGGUUCGCGUCUUUAGAUUCAAACUUGAACCAUAUGUCACCAACAUCUUUAGUGGUACAAAGAAAGGGACUGACCAUAUUAUCCAAAGUGUGAAAACUGUAAAGAUUAAUGGGGCCAUAAUUUCUGUCAACAUAGAUCAUAGCUCAACCCGUCUUGCUGUUGGUUCUGAUCAAGGGCAUGUUUCAGUUUUUAACAUGGAUGGCCUAACUUUGUUAUAUCAGAAACAUAUUGCAAGUGAAAUUUCUUCUGGUGUCAUCUCUCUGCAGUUCCUAACGUGCAGUUUGCAUGGUUUUGAUAAAAACAUUUUAGCGGUUGGAACAAAAGAUUCUUCUGUCCUGGCGCUUGAUAAGGAAACUGGUAAUAUGCUGAGCACAGGAACUGUUCAUCCUAAGAAGCCAUCUAAAGCUCUAUUUAUGCAGGUGUUUGAUGGACAAGGUGAACAAUUAACAGGAUCAAUUACAAAAGAUGGAUUAUUCUUGAGUGAAGGGAAUCAUACUGAGAAUGCAACAACAAAGCAAUUGUACAUUCUUCUUUGUUCUGAGAAAGCUUUAUAUGUCUAUUCAUUAACGCAUGCUAUUCAGGGUGUUAAAAAGGUGCUUCACAAGAAGAAGUUUCAAUCCUCUUCCUGUUGUUGGGCAUCGACAUUUUACGGUCCCUUCGGUGUUGGCCUUGUACUCCUUUUUGCUGAUGGAAGAGUAGAAUUAAGGUCUUUGCCAGAGUUAUCCAUGAUUGUGGAGACAACAAUUAGAGGGUUCAUUUAUUCACCUCCAAAAUCAAAGUCAUAUUCUGACUGGCAAAUAUGUUGUUCAUCCAAAGGAGAUCUUGUUUUGGUGAAUGGAAACCAAGAAAUUUUUGCUGUCUCAUUGUUGGUCCAAAGGAAUAUUUUCAGGAUUUUGGAUUCUGUCAGCUGCAUCUACAGGAAAGAAAUGAUGCUGUCACAAGAAGAGCUUGUCCCUAGCCAAGUUAUUCAUAAGGAAAAGAAAAAGGGUAUAUUCAGCUCUGUUAUCAAAGACUUCUCUGGCAGUAAAGAAAAGCAUGUGCCCCCCAUGGAAACAGAAGAUUCUAGAGAAAGUAUCCAGGAACUCUCAGUGAUCUUUUCAAAUGAAAAUUUUCCUUGUGAUGUUGAUAAUAAUGAUAACCUGACAAUUGAUGAAGACGAGGUCGAAUUAAACAUAGAUGACAUUGACUUAGAUGAUCAUGUAGAAAAGCGCAAAGACCAUGGUAUAUUGGGAGCUCUUAAUAAGAAGAAAUUGACUGGAAAAUUUCAGGCUCUAAAAGGAAGAUUAAAAGAGAUGAAGGGAAACAUCCAGAAAACAUCAGUUAAAGAAGAGCAACAAGAAGAGCAACCUGGUACAGUCGAUCAAAUUAAGAAGAGAUAUGGGUUGUCUUCUUCCUCCAAUGAAACAAGCGUUGCAAAAUUGGCAGAAAGUAAGCUGCAAGAGAACUUGAAAAAACUACAGGGUAUCAACCUUCGAACCACAGAAAUGCAAGAGACAGCAAAAUCAUUUUCAUCAUUGGCUAAUCAAGUAUUGCGAACUGCUGAACAGCAACAAGAUAAACGAAGUUGAUAAUUGCUUUUAUUUUCUAAGAUUUACUACUUUUUGUUUAUAUUAUGUAUUUAAGGUGAUUCUGUGUUUUUUUUCUUUUUAAUACAUUUGUUUAUUGAUGAAGCUUUUCUACAUGUAUGUGAACACUGAAAAGUUUCCUGUAUUUUUUGUUGUGGAUGGAUAUUGAGUACUCGUAUACAGAGUGGAGGCAUUUGUUGAGUGAGAUUGGUUUCUUCAUUAUCUUUUUUAUUUA